AUGUCGGCUGAGGCGCAAAACGACGAGGCCGCAAGCGUCGCGAUCGGCGCCAACGGCUUGGGGAGCACUGUGGAGGAGAGCGAUCCGGCCCGCGGCGCGAGUCCAAAACGACAGCGGAUCGCCGCCUCGCACUCCCAUCUGAUAGCCACUCUGGCCCGUCGAUGCUUUGGCAUCCCAUGUGGAGCAUACUUCGACGACUAUGAUAUAUGCGGUCCUGACUGGGCAGCGGCGUCGGCCAAAGUGGUGCUGCGCCAGCUACAUCUCUGGCUUGGCGUACCGCUCGCGGAGGGCCUAAAGGAUGUUCCUCCCCGCGAGAUUAACCCGUUCCUGGGCGUUGUCACGGACCUUUCUCAGUUCCGGCAAGGCAUAGUGUUCAUGCAAUCUAAGCCCGAGAGGAUUGCAAAGCUGAUUGACUCCAUAGAGCGGUACCUCGAGCACGGCAUACCGUCAGCCGAGGCGAGGCACUUCUUCGGCAAGCUGGAGUUCGUCCGCUCAUCAGCAACCGCCGGGCGCAUUGGCAGAGCCGCUAUAGGGAUCCUCCGCCGUGCCACCGGGGCGGGAGGACAAAGCGGAGCCCUCGACGAGAGCGUCACUGCGGCCGUCGUUAGGGAGGCACUGAUCUUCCUCUAUUUCCUGCUGCCGCGCAUCCCCCGGCGCAGGUUUCACUUUUGCGGCGACCGCCACUCGCGCCCGCCGAUAGCUCUCUACACGGACGCGAUGUACGAGGCCAAGGCGGCACAGCCGGCCCGGAUCGGUGUCGCGCUAUAUGACCCGCUUGAUACGGAGUCUCGCUGGCGCGACUUGUCUAUCGAAGUCCCGGCCCGUAUCAUCGCCGGAUGGGCUAAGCGCGAGCAGUACAUCACGCAGUUGGAGACGCUGGCGCCGCUCGUCGCGAUCCUGUCCCGACCAGGCCAGUUCCGCGGCAGGGACGUGAUCUGCUUUGUGGAUAACACCGGCGCACUGUUCGGUCUCGGUAAGGGCGAUUGCAAGGACGCGGACUGCGCGCGCCUCAUCCACAUUUUCCACACCCUGUGCCUGGCGCUCGACAUCAGCGUCUGGUUCGAAUACGUCGCGUCGGGGGCGAACCUCGCUGAUCUCCCGUCCCGGGGGGAUCGGGAGCUACUCAUUGAGAUGGGCAGCACGCCCUUCUCACACGUCGAAUGGCCGGACCUCGCGGCCGACCUGUCCCGCUCCUUCCAGUCGAUCUGGGAGCGCUUCGCCCCCCGACCUAGCACGGGCGACAAGCGGCGGCGCGCGGCGAUCGACCGCGCAAUCGGCGACCUGCGGGACCCGGUGCCGAAGGCGCCCUGCUGCAGCAACUCGCGCAGGCGCGCACGCAUUCGCGAGGGACUGCGCGACGAUAUCGGGAGCCGCUAG
Molecule: messenger RNA, 1377 nt
Organism: Emiliania huxleyi CCMP1516
Lineage: Eukaryota; Haptophyta; Isochrysidales; Noelaerhabdaceae
Exons: 2
Coding region: 1-1377 (458 amino acids)
Source: RefSeq, a predicted model, not a curated record